AGCAAGUAAUCACAGUCACAAAAAGGAAAACUAUACGAAGAAGAUAAGUGUGGGACCAACAGUAUCACAAACCAUUCCCUGCCUCUCAAUCUCUUUGCUCUCAGUGCCUUAGAACACAAUCCAUGUAACCACCACUAGCACCAUACCACACUGCCAAAAUCAACAAACCAAAAAGGUAAACUUUUUGCAACAACCAUGGUUGCAAUGGCAGCAGCAACAGCAUCCACCCAGUUGAUUUUCUCAAAGCCUUGUUCCCCUUCACGUCUAUGCCCCUUCCAACUAUGUGUCUUUGACACUAAACAAGUGCUAUCAAGUGGCAGGAGAAGGCAUGUGGGGGGUUCUGGAGUUAGGUGCAUGGCUGUGGGGGAAGCAGCAACCACUGGGACAAAGAAGAGAAGUGGAUAUGAGCUUCAAACACUCACUAGCUGGUUGCUGAAGCAGGAGCAAGCUGGGGUGAUUGAUGCAGAACUCACUAUUGUGCUGUCUAGCAUUUCCAUGGCAUGCAAACAGAUUGCUUCUUUGGUGCAAAGAGCUAACAUUUCCAACCUCACUGGGGUUCAAGGUGCUGUCAAUGUUCAAGGGGAAGACCAGAAAAAGCUUGAUGUUGUUUCAAAUGAGGUUUUCUCAAACUGCUUGAGGUCAAGUGGGAGGACAGGGAUAAUAGCAUCAGAGGAGGAAGAUGUGCCAGUGGCAGUAGAAGAGAGUUAUUCUGGAAACUACAUUGUGGUGUUUGACCCACUUGAUGGGUCAUCCAAUAUUGAUGCUGCAGUGUCAACUGGGUCCAUUUUUGGGAUAUACAGCCCCAAUGAUGAGUGUCUUGCUGACAUUGAUGAUGACCCCACCCUUGACACAACAGAACAAAGAUGUAUUGUGAACGUGUGCCAACCUGGAAGCAACCUUCUUGCAGCUGGUUACUGCAUGUAUUCUAGCUCAAUAAUCUUUGUUCUCACACUUGGAAAUGGAGUGUUUGUGUUUACAUUGGACCCGAUGUAUGGCGAAUUCGUUUUGACUCAGGAAAACCUCCAGAUACCUAGAGCAGGCAAAAUCUAUGCAUUCAAUGAAGGUAAUUAUCAGUUGUGGGAUGAGAAGCUAAAGAAAUAUAUUGAUGAUCUCAAGGACCCAGGUCCAAGCGGCAAGCCUUAUUCUGCAAGGUACAUUGGUAGCUUGGUAGGAGAUUUCCACAGGACACUGCUAUAUGGUGGCAUUUACGGGUACCCCAGGGACAAGAAAAGCAAGAAUGGGAAACUAAGGCUCCUGUAUGAAUGUGCUCCUAUGAGCUUCAUUGUAGAACAAGCUGGUGGAAAAGGGUCAGAUGGCCAUCAAAGAAUACUCGACAUUCAACCAACAGAGAUUCAUCAACGUGUGCCACUGUACAUUGGGAGCGUUGAAGAGGUAGAGAAGGUGGAAAAGUACUUGGCUUAAACGAUAAGCUAAUGCAAGAGGUUUACUUGUGUAUGAAAACUAUGCCCAAUCAAAACUUCCAAAGCAAUACAAUCAGGUUUUAAGGAAGAAUUCUUUUUAUACCCCCCUCCCCCUCCGUCCUUUUGUGCAAAGAAAAAAGUGAUGCCAACAAUCUUCAUAUCAGUUUGAACAAGAAUUUUGUAUAACUUUGAACAUGUUUCAAAUUGGAUAUAAUUUUGUUCAUUCUGGCAAUAUUUCUGCCAAGAGAAGCAAUCAUGUCAGUAAAUUUCAAACCCUUCUUUCUCACUGAUA
Molecule: messenger RNA, 1713 nt
Organism: Glycine soja
Lineage: Eukaryota; Viridiplantae; Streptophyta; Magnoliopsida; Fabales; Fabaceae
Product: fructose-1,6-bisphosphatase, chloroplastic
Exons: 4
Coding region: 196-1422 (408 amino acids)
Biological process (GO): fructose 6-phosphate metabolic process; sucrose biosynthetic process; fructose 1,6-bisphosphate metabolic process
Cellular component (GO): cytosol; cytoplasm
Molecular function (GO): fructose 1,6-bisphosphate 1-phosphatase activity
Source: RefSeq, a predicted model, not a curated record